Molecule: messenger RNA, 2731 nt
Organism: Pararge aegeria (speckled wood butterfly)
Lineage: Eukaryota; Metazoa; Arthropoda; Insecta; Lepidoptera; Nymphalidae
Gene: alpha-Man-Ib
Product: endoplasmic reticulum mannosyl-oligosaccharide 1,2-alpha-mannosidase
Exons: 12
Coding region: 284-2029 (581 amino acids)
Biological process (GO): carbohydrate metabolic process; N-glycan processing
Cellular component (GO): endoplasmic reticulum; membrane
Molecular function (GO): calcium ion binding; mannosyl-oligosaccharide 1,2-alpha-mannosidase activity
Source: RefSeq, a predicted model, not a curated record
GAUUCUGGAUAAAACUAUAUUUAAAUUAAAAAUAAACUUUCAGUAUAAUCUCUUUUAAAAAAUUGCUCGCUCUUUAACAGAGUUAGUAAGAAAACUAUUCAAAUUAAAUUCAAAUAAACAAAGUAUCAUCUUCAAAAUGUACUCUCAGUGAUAUUGUGUACAUACGUGGUGCGAAUUACAUUUCAACGAGUAAAUAGCGAUAUUCUCCAUGAAAUAACCCGGUUUACUCAAAACACAUCUAAUAUGGAAUGGACUGUAUGUCAAACAGUUUAAAUCACUCAAGAUGUACAGUUCUCAAGUGGACACCAAAAUUGAUCUCGGCAGUCAGUUGCCACCACCAAAAACAAGUAAACUAGAACAAUGGAUGAAAAGCAAUGAAGACAAAGCCCUUCAAUUGGAACAGUUUAUAUCACACAGAAAAAUUAUAAGACGAUGGAACCGGCUGUCACGGUUUCAGAGGUCACUAGUUUAUGGCUUCAUCGUCAUAACGGUAACUGUUAUUAUGUUAUUAUACACUUCGCAGGGUGAGAACGCAGAAAGUAAAAAUAAGAAAAAAAUGGAACAGGAUUCAUCAAACAAUUCAUCUCUAGUCAUGGAGGCGGCGGUCAACGCGGCGCUAAUCAAAAAGAUUGUAUCCGAUACCGAGAUUAUUGAGAGACCUAUAUUUACUGGACCAAGCAAUGCCCGUCAGUUCGCUGUAGUGGAGUCUUUCAAGCACGCGUGGAAGGGUUAUAAGGAACACGCAUGGGGUCACGACAACCUUAAACCGGUUUCCGGGAUGGCGUACGAUUGGUUCUCUCUUGGGCUGACGAUUGUUGACGGAUUGGACACGGCGUACAUAAUGGGACUUAAUGAUGAAUACGAGGAAGGCAAACAAUGGAUAAAAACUGAUUUGGUAUUCACAAAGAACAAAGAUGUCAACUUCUUCGAGGUCACGAUUCGCGUUCUUGGAGCACUUUUGACGAAUUAUCAUUUCUCGCAGGACUCAAUGUUCCUUGAAAAGGCUAAAGACCUUGGCGAACGUCUCAUGCCAGCCUUCUCGUCACCAUCCGGUAUACCGUACUCGGACGUGAACCUGGGUACCCGUUCCGCUCACUCUCCCGAAUGGUCCCACUACAGUACCACAGCAGAGGUCACCACUGUGCAGCUGGAGUUUAGAGAGCUUUCUAGAGCAACGGAAAACACCGUGUUUGAGGAAGCCGCCGCAGCGGUUUCGGACAAGAUACACCAACUGCCGAAACGUAAUGGCCUAGUGCCAAUAUUCAUAAACCCUAACACGGGUACCUUCCUACAACAUGCCACCAUAACCCUGGGAGCUAGGGGUGACAGCUACUACGAGUAUCUGUUGAAGCAGUGGAUUCAAACCGGCAAGACUAUUAACUAUUUAUUGGACGACUACCUGGCUGCUAUUGAAGGCGUAAAGGAUUAUUUGGCAAAGCGCUCGUCGCCUAACAAACGUUUGUUUAUCGGCGAAUUCUCCACCGGAUCUGAGACGUUCAAUCCAAAAAUGGACCAUCUGACUUGUUUCUUACCUGGCACAUUGGCAUUAGGGCAUGCCAAUGGUCUACCGGAUUGGCACAUGAUUUUGGCUGAAGAACUGAUCUACACUUGUUAUCUGACCUACGCGGCUCAUCCUACCUUCUUGGCACCGGAGAUAACGCAUUUCAAUAUGGCAAGUGCGACAGAAGAUAUGUACACAAAGGCGGCGGACGCCCACAGUUUACUGAGACCGGAGUUCGUUGAGAGUCUGUGGUACAUGUACCAGAUCACUGGCAACAACACGUAUCAAGAGUGGGGAUGGCAGAUCUACCAGGGACUGGAGCGAUACGCCAAAGUGGACAACGGCUACACAUCGCUUAAUAACGUGAAAUCCGAGAAACCAAUACCACGCGACAUGAUGGAGUCAUUCUUCCUGUCGGAGACCCUCAAGUACCUCUACCUACUUUUCGCCGAUGACAGAUUUAUAGUCGACCUCAGUAAAUAUGUGGUAAAUUCCGAAGCACACCCUCUGCCUAUACACAAGAAUUAAUAAACUUAUACAUAAGUCAUUACGUCCUGAAGCACGGAACUACAAGUUUAAGCUAAUAUUACAGGAAUCUAUAUAUAUAUAUAUAUAUUUUUUUUUUAACUAAAAUAAUUGAUUUUGAAGGAAUUUAAAGUAGGAAAGCAUCGUCUAUAAGCAGAGCAAGUGCGUGCAAGGAACAUGUGCUGUAAGUGCCGCCAUGUGUCCUUUGACAUGAGGCGCAGUUGUAAGCCAUGUGCCAUGCCUCGUGUGCCAUGAAUUACACCAAAAUUCAAAAUUCAACAUUCAUUUAUUUUAAGUAGGGCGAUUUUAUAAGCACUCUUGAAACGUCAAGUCAGUCUGUUUGUAGUGACUCUACCACCGGAACCGGACUCUACCAAAUUCAUGAAAUUCUUAAAGAAACUCGUCAUAAAAGAGAUUAGAGAUAAUUUCUUUGUUGUGAGAAAAUACAUGCAAUCGUUUCCUGUCAACAUUUGCUGAUGAUCCCAUUAAAUGUUUGCCUACAAUUCUUAAAUUCUUCGUGCAAGAAAAUGGUCUCUAAAUGGAUCUUUUUACUGUCAGCUUGAGCGUUAAUGUUUUUUUAAACAUUAUACUAAAAUGGUCAUUCAAAGCUCAUUUCUUAAAAUUUAUGAACUGGACAUUGUGAUAUGUAAACGAAGAGUAAAUCUUUAUUCUUUGAAAAUAAUUUUAUUUUUAAAAUGUAUUGCA